Paramecium octaurelia is the source of this 333-nucleotide messenger RNA. Lineage: Eukaryota; Ciliophora; Oligohymenophorea; Peniculida; Parameciidae. The record is from the annotation of a GenBank genome assembly.
AUGAAUUGGAACCUACUUUUGGAUGAUAAAAUUAAAUAUUAAAAUAGUAUACUUUUUAUUAACAAUGGUUUUGGCAUUAGUCAUUCCUUUUCACAAUUUUUCAGAUAAUAUUAAAAUUGUUUUUUCUUUAAUAAACUUAAUGAUGGAAACACGAAAUGGAGGAUAGAAAGGCUGAGGAUUGUAAAAUAUAAUAUUAAUUCUAAUAUAGAGAGACUAUUAAGAUUGUGAGAUUACGUUUUUAGAGAAUGAAACUUUUUAAGGGAUUAUUGAGGGUAUGUUUUCCAAUCAACCUUAGAAAGAUUUAUAAAACAAUUGGAUAUUUUUGGGAAAUGA